Messenger RNA from Merops nubicus (carmine bee-eater), 1496 nucleotides. RefSeq names its product centrosomal protein 78kDa (gene CEP78). Lineage: Eukaryota; Metazoa; Chordata; Aves; Coraciiformes; Meropidae. Gene Ontology annotation, molecular function: protein binding. The annotation marks the transcript as partial. The transcript has 12 exons. The record is from RefSeq and is a predicted model, not a curated record. Gene Ontology annotation, cellular component: centrosome.
AUGUUUGAGUCAGUCAAAAUAAGAAGACAGUGCAUGCUGGAUUUCUACCUGCAUUAUGAACAUCUUUGUGCUCUUCAGGGCUCUGUCCCACUGAAAGCUGUGAAGGCCAACCUGGCUCAGGGUGCUCUUGAUCUAACUGUAGAUAGCAUCAGAGCUGCUGACUGGGCACCACUCCUGAAUGCUAUACGGCAUAAUAAAACUCUGACUUCUAUUGGGAUAAGGAGUUUUCAUCAGCAGGGUCUUGGAGAAUCAGGUUUACAUGAAAGGUAUAGAACUUACUUUAGAAGGAGAAUUCCAGCAGUUCGAUCAAGAGAGUUGACUGGCCAACUAUGCAAAGCUAUCAAAGGCUGUCUUGGUGUAUCAGAUGCACUAAAAAAUUUAGAACUGCAGGGUUUGCUUCUGAGGGAGAGAGACCUAAUACUUUUAACAAAGGGCCUGGCCACAGCUCUGUGUCUGGAGAGUGUCUCCUUGGCCCACUGUCCAAUUGGUGAUGGAGGAUUAGAAACAAUCUGUCAGAGUGUUAAGAAUUCUGCUGUUAUCAAAUGUGUAAACUUCACAGGAUGUAGCCUCACAUGGCGAGGAGCAGAACAUAUGGCAAAAGUAUUAAAGCACCAGGCCAUGAGGAGACACAGCGAGGCCUGGGCUGGGAGCCUGCGCUACAGGUGGCCUGACCUCGACUACAUGACUGGCUUGAGGCGGGUUACGUUCAACGGCAACAUGCUUGUUGGGGACAGGGGAGCAAGUGCCUUUGCAGAGUGUCUAGCAGAGGACCUUUGGCUGAAAGCACUUGAUUUACAGCAGUGUGGAAUAUCUGAUGAAGGAGCAAGGCUAUUAUUAGAUGCUCUUCAAGCUAAUACAACAUUAGUAGUACUUGACAUAAGGAAAAAUCCAUUAAUUGAUCGCGUAAUGAUGAAAAACAUUAUUGAAAGAGUUAUUACCAAUGGAAGUAGUGCUAAUUCAGAGUAUAUGUGGCUGACCUCUCCGUCUUCCAAGGAUGCUUUGAAAACUAGACCAAAGAAGAGAACUAUUGUCCUGGGAAGUGGUCGAAAAGGAAAAGCUACGAUUCGCAUUGGACUACCAUCUAAAAAGUCUGUAAGUCCUGGGAAAAAAAAUCUGUCUGUGAAAGAUGGUUAUUCACCAAAACCACUACCGCCGGGCGCAAAAGGGUUCCUUCCCUGGCGCACUGCAGAACGUGCAAAGAGAUGCAGAGGAGGGCCAGUGGAUAGCACUGAAGAAUUACCACUAAAGAUUCAGACAGGUAUUCCUGUGAAAGUGACAGUAGAAAGCACUUCUACAUCUGAAACUGAAGACACGGGAUAUAUAGAUGAUUCCGUCCAUCAUUCUGGUGUGGCAAAGUCAUUAGAUAAGAUUAACGUAACAAAGUAUCAGCAGUUACAGGGGCUUCAACACUUCUCAAAUGAGAGUGUUAAAGCACUGUCUGGAAACAUGGAAUUCCACAUCAUGUGCAUAUUGCACCAGAAGCUUCUGUGCAGCAG